Lytechinus variegatus (green sea urchin) is the source of this 5247-nucleotide messenger RNA. RefSeq names its product pendrin-like. Gene Ontology annotation, molecular function: oxalate transmembrane transporter activity; secondary active sulfate transmembrane transporter activity; bicarbonate transmembrane transporter activity. NCBI's taxonomy places the organism in Eukaryota, Metazoa, Echinodermata, Echinoidea, Temnopleuroida, Toxopneustidae. Gene Ontology annotation, biological process: transmembrane transport. Bases 479 to 3151 code for a protein of 890 amino acids. The record is from RefSeq and is a predicted model, not a curated record. Gene Ontology annotation, cellular component: membrane. The transcript has 16 exons.
UUUGUUGCCGCAGAGGGAUGGGGUUUUAGCAGGAGUCACCGUCCUGGAAGCAACACAUGAUUUGAAAUGUUUCAUAUUGGAUUUCAUUUGCGUUUUACUUGCAUCAGAACACAGUUGAUUGAACAUUUACUGCUACCAGGUUUAGUCUGAGACUAAAAGGAAACCUAACUUUGUUUGGCUUGUGUCUGCUUUGUUAUUCAAUUUCAAUCUCCCGAGUUUAGAUUUCAGUUGCAACAGUAAUGUUCUCCAUCAGUAUAUAACUGGACCUAGGCUCUUCUUCGAUACGCGUUGGUCUGGAAAUAAAGCAAAGACAUUACAGCUUACUAACCAGUGCAUCAGCAAUUCACCAAUUCGAAGCUCUUGAUUGAUCACUUACAUAUUAAGGAAGCUAGGCUUCUGUUCAUCCACCAUCAUUAAGCGAAGCCGUGAUUCAUUCUUCCUUAUACUCAAAAGAUUGGCUAAACGGGACAAAUGCAUCAUGUCUAAUCGGGAUUUUACAAUUAAAGUUGAAAAUUCGCACCCAGACUUGAGCGAUUUUCGUGAUCUUCCCGAUUUCUGUGAAUUUCGGAAUGGAGAUCUAAGCACCCAGCGGAAUGGAGGAAUGGGAGGAGAUGUGCGCUGCGGCAGUGGCGGUGUGGCUAUACCCAUGAGUAACGGUAUUACUCGAACCAACAACUUUCCACUCAAUGGCAAUGUUAACUACGGAUAUGGCAGUCUAGGAACAGGGCUUGAUACAAUUGGUACCGGUGGUUAUGAUGCAGGUAGAGGUGGAGGUGGAGGUGAUGGUGGUAGUGAUGGAAGAAGUAGUGGGUUAGGAGGAGGUGAUGGCGGUGGAGGAGGAGAUGGCGAUGGUAAUGGAGGUGGUCGAGAUCGUAGAGAUCGACGAGAUCGACGAAAGCGUCAGAGUAAAGAUACCAACUCGAGUGCCGAAGACCGCCCCCCUAAACCACUUUCUCCAGGACAACUGAAGAUGAAUGUCACCAGACCGGUGUAUACUAACCUUGAGUUCAAUCACAAGUAUACGCCGCAUCAAGAACACAAGACAGCGAGGCAAAGGAUAGAGAAGAGAUUCAAGCAAUUCCACUGUGGGGAAGCCGUAAAAUCAUCUAUUCAGUCGGUGCUACCGGUCUGCAAGUGGUUACCUGCUUAUAAAUUCAGGCAAUGGCUUUCAGCUGAUUUGAUCGCAGGAAUUACUAUGGGUAUCGUCAAUAUCCCACAAGGUCUCGCCUACUCCAUUCUCGCCGGACUUCCUGCCGUAUAUGGUCUUUACACGACGUUCUUCCCUGUUCUGAUCUAUUUCUUCAUGGGCACUUCUAAACAUCUGUCUAUGGGUACCUUUGCUGUGGUGAGUCUGAUGUGUCGUGAAACUGUUGGUCGUGUUCUCAUGGAGCGAUUCCCCCACGCCUCGGCGCUGGAGAUGGGUCCUCCUGGAGAAAAUUUUCAUCUAAAUGACAACGGGACGAAUACGGACAGUACAGACGCUCCUGGUGGUGUCGACAUCGAAGUGGAAAGGGUGAAAAUACAUGUCGCCCUCUGCCUCAUCGUCGGUAUCCUACAGGUUGUGAUGGGUAUCCUUCGAUGUGGCUUUGUGACUGUAUAUCUGUCCGAAGCCCUUGUGAGAGCCUUCACCACAGGAGCAGCCUUCCAUGUUCUCACCAGUCAGGUUCCCUCGGCACUAGGUAUCAACGUUCCUGGACGAUCGCUCGGUGACAAGACCCCGGAAAUCAUAUUCGUAUGGCGUCAUCUCUUGACUCAUCUGGGAGAAAGUAACACGGCAACAAUCAUCAUCUUCAUGAUAUCGUUUGCUGUGAUCUUUCUAACCAAGGAGAUCAUUGAAAAGUUCAAAGACCGGAUUAACUUCAACGUCCCUAUCGAACUCAUCGUGGUUGCUAUCUCUAUCAUCGUCUCCAAAUUCGCCUACAUGCACAGCCGACAUGGUGUGGACACUAUCUUUGAGAUUAAGACAGGUUUCCCUCCCCCACAAAUGCCAAGUAUGUUCGGUCCCCUAUUCGGUUCCCUGAUCGGUGAUAGUUUUGCCAUCGCCAUCGUCGCCUUCGCGCUCUCGGUAUCUCUUUCCAAGACUUUUGCUACCAGGAACAACUACGAAAUCGACGCAAACCAGGAAAUGUUGUCUUAUGGAGUGUCAAAUAUCAUAUCAUCAUUCUUCCACUGUUUCGUCUGUUGUGGAGCUCUUGCUCGUACAUCCAUCCAGGAAGCCGUUGGAGGAAAGACACAGAUCGUCACCCUAGUCUCAUCCACCAUGGUCAUGUUGGUAUUGCUCUUCAUGGCCCCAUGGUUCGAACCCCUACCCAAGUCUGUGUUGGCAGCCAUCAUCUGUGCUGGUCUAAAGGGCAUGUUCCUUCAGUUCCGGGAUCUUCAUUUCUUGUUCCGAUAUUCCAAAUAUGAUUUCAUUAUCUGGGUAUCAACCUGGGCUGCUGUUGUCUUCAUCGGGGUCGAUCUCGGUCUCGGAGUCGGUGUCAUUGUCGCCCUCUUCGUCACUGUAGUGAGAACACAAACACCAAACUUCUCAACCAGGGGCAAUGUUAACGGAACCGAACUCUACAAGAACAUCAAACGAUACCCAAGUGCUAAGGAAUACGACCAAGUGAAGAUCGUCCAAAUGCAGGGUUCAUUGUACUUUGCCAAUGCCGAGAUGUUCCGUAAUCAGGUCUACGAUGCCGUCGGCAUCAACCCCGUCAAGGUCCUUGUCAAGAUCCAGAAAGCCCAGGCAAAAGAUAAGAAACUCAAGAAGAAAAAGGAAAAUCCAGAUAUUCCUAAUGACGUCAUUGAACUGACUGGAGCAAACGAGGAACAUGUGAGAACUCAGAACUUGAAAAUCAAAGCUAUCAUCAUUGAUUGUGGUCAUUUUGGUUUCGUUGACUCUAUGGGAGCUAAGACGAUGGCAUCCUUAGUCAAAGACUUUAAAGCUGUAGGAGUGUGUGUUGUCCUAAGCAGCUGUUCAGAUUCUGUGAUGCAAUCAUUAUCGUGCCUCAGUUCGAUCAGGAAAGAGCUUUUCUACAUGACUGUUCAUGACGCAUGGCUGUCUCUUCAAAAUAUCAGAUUACAGGUGGAGUCUAUCAUGAAUGGAGAGCCUCGCAAGAAACGACCAUCAAGAUGGAAGAGAUUCAGAACACGAGAGGCAACUAUCUAAGGGGGUCAAGAAGAGAAAAUAAACAUUGAAAUAUCGGGGUACGGUGAAGAAUGAAAGAUGGUGUGCAAAUUUCGAACUACGAUGGUAUCCAUCUUCAUAGGGAGAAAGCGAAAAUGAGACGGAAGAAGAAAGAAUUGUGCAAUAAGAACAGAGGGAUGAUCUCAAUUAAAAAAAAUAAGAUUUGAAACAUUACGAGGGAAUGUGAACAUUUCAUAGUUUAAUCGGUAGCGGGGGGAAAACGAUCACGCAAUGAGAGGCGGGGUUUUAUUUCGAUUAAUAGUAAACAAAUAAAAAUGAUAUCAAAAAAAGUAUUUUAAACAAUCCUUGAUUCGAGGAAGUUCUAAGUUGACUUUCAUCAAUUAAGUCAACUAAUCUGAACUUUGUCGAAAAGCAUAAUUAUGCAAGUUCAAAAUAAUUAUUGUAUAACGCAUGUAUAAGUCAAUAAGAAUUAAAUCCGAGCUGUUUUUUGCAUGAUUUGUACAAGUUACUCACUAUUUUGAAUGAGAUUUUAAUGGAUAUUUUCAGAAAUUGGCGAUAUAAGAUUUUAAUUCUAACUUUUCUUUAAAACUAUAAAUGAAAUUCUAAAAGUGGCUGAUUUAUGAUGUGUGUAUUAUUUAUUUCCAAUUUAAAUCGUUGUCAUAAAGCAAUAAGAGUUUUGAAAUGGUUGGUUUGGAUUUUAUCAAUCCAAAGUAAUUGUUAUGGGAUGUUUAUUGUGUCAUAUGUAUUGUAUUUGUGUAACGUAAUAUACUGUAAAUAGUAUUGGUAUUCCAUGUCAUAUUAUUCCACCUGUCGCUACAAAUGUAUUAAGUGCUGGAACACUGUGAAUUUUUUCUGUAGAAAUCUACACCUUUCCAAUAUAAAACUAGCAUUUUGUCCCUCAAUACUUAAAAAAUUCAUUAUUGGUUUUGAGGUGUAUUCGGAUCGUACAUAUCAACUUUUUUUAAAUUCACGGUUAUGAGAUUUGCAAAUAGUAACAAGAAAAUAAACCCUUCCUUAUUCAAAUUAAUUAGCGAAACUGAUAUCAUGGAUUAUUUCUGCGCAUUGAUUUAACACUCAGGAAAGUAUAUAAAUAAGAUAUAAUGCAGCAGAAACAAUUAGUCCCAUAGAAAACUGCUAUGUAUUGGUCUGUAAUUACAUCUCGCGUUUACUUAUCAUGUACAUAGUACGAAAAAUUCUUGUUUACUAUAUAAUAAUAUAUGCUGUAAAAAUGGCAUCUUUAUCUAUAUGAUAAGAAUUUUUCGGGAUAAUUGUCAUUAUCUAUGAUAUGAGCGAUUUACUCUGCAAUGUGUAUGGUAUUCAUGGUAUUAAUGCUGUAGGGACGGAUUCGGGAUUUCAUGAUGUAGGGGGUGUGGAGAAAAUAAUUCAACUUUUUGUUUGUUUUUGUUGAAAACAAAUACUAAUAUCAUUUCAAAAUCGAUGACAUUUUCUAAAAAUUUACAAGCAACAUAAAAAAGUUAUCACGUCAAAAUCUGUCACAUUUUAUCUCCCCUGUCUCAAGCAAAAUAAAAUCUCUCCACUCAACCCCAGGAUCUAUUUUCUUCGUGUUAAAAAGAGGGUCACAAGAAUGGGCACUAUAAAUAUGGCAUCAAAACCAUAAUUAUGGCACUAUCUGUAUAUGAUUUUAUAAAGAUAUAACAAGAUUUUUAUUACUUUUAAGAAUCACUUUCUAAAGUUUUUUUUUCAUUAUUGGUCAAUAUUAUUUUUUUGCAUAUCAAUAACAGCAAUUGGUACGCAGGUUUGACCUAUAACUUAUGAAAAGCGAAAAGUGACUCGGCUGACGUUAAUAUCAAACAAGUCUUAAAUAAAUGAUAUAUGUAAUCACUUGGAAAUGUCAUUCUGUGCUAUAUUAUACUAUUCAUUUUGGAUUCAAUCCUUGUAAAUAAACAAUAUUAAGCAUGAUUUUUCCUCAUGUUCAAUGUAUAGCUGCGAUGAAGAUUAUAUUUUGUACACUGUGAUUGCAAAUUUCAAAAUACCUAUGUGCCUAAAUCCUUGCUCUUUGAAAUGUCAUACAAUGUUGAGUAUUGUGUUUUAAAGCAUAAUUGUAUUCGGAGACAAUGUAAUGUAUAUGAUUUUACUAUGCAAUAAAAUGAAGUAAU